Molecule: messenger RNA, 907 nt
Organism: Lolium perenne
Lineage: Eukaryota; Viridiplantae; Streptophyta; Magnoliopsida; Poales; Poaceae
Source: RefSeq, a predicted model, not a curated record
GAAAAGCGAGAAGGAAGCAACGAACAGAGCAGAUUCCGCGGCGGAGUUGGUAGAGGAGGAGGGUUUGAUCUGCGGCGGCCAUGGAGAACCUGGCGAUGCUGUGGGGGAUCAUCGGGCCGGGCGUCUCCGGCGCGCUCUUCGGCGCCGGCUGGUGGUUCUGGGUGGACGCCGUCGUCUGCAGCGCCGUCAAGGUCUCCUUCAUCCACUACCUGCCCGGGAUCUUCGCGUCGGUGUCCGCGCUCAUGUUCAAUUGCGUCAGCAAGGAGGACCUCGGGGGCGACUACUACUCGGCCUAUGGCGGCGGGGAUGAUAACGAGUGGAGGGCGAAGCUUUGGCUUUUCAUUGCGUAUGUUGUUUCCUUCGUCUGCCUAGCUGCAUCGGUGGGUUUGCUGGUGCAAGAUGCCUUGACUGACAAGGGCCCUUCCGUGUGGACUGGUGUCGCUGGUGUUCUGCAGUGUGUUUUUGUGUUGAUAAGUGGGCUGACCUACUGGACGUGCCACUCUUCUGACGAUUAAGCGGUCAAAUAUGUUCUGAGAAGACUUGGAAGGUUGGUCAAAAUCUAUGUGGGUUAAGGGUCAAAAUGUUCCGAGCAGACUUGGAAGGUUGGUCAACAUCUCGCGAAGACGUCUUGUCUACCAGUGUGUGGUUCUGUGUAAAUUAUGUGUCCACUUCGUGGCGGGGAGACUGGUUGCGUACUGUGUGAAUAACUGACUGCUUCCUGAAAUGAUCCGUAGCAUCAGUACGCUACGUGUUUAUCCUAAUUUGUUGUGAACUGCUGCUUGCCUUGAGGUUAGAAUUUACUAUAAGUUGGAUCACGAGCUGCCUGCAGCAAAUCGUUAUUGUCAAACCUCUUUAGUACUGGAAUUCAGUUGACUCAAUUGUUAAAGCAGAUGGGCGGUUGCUUGUA